Molecule: messenger RNA, 309 nt
Organism: Racocetra persica
Lineage: Eukaryota; Fungi; Glomeromycota; Glomeromycetes; Diversisporales; Gigasporaceae
Source: the annotation of a GenBank genome assembly
AUGCCUACCGAUAAUAGUGACAACAAAAAUAGUGAGAAUAAUCUAAUUUACAAUAUAAGUGAUCUCAAAGAACUUAUAGCUCUCAAAUUUAGAGAAUAUAAAGAACUAGAUACCAAUAUUAGUUUUUCAAUAAUUGUAGAAAUUGAAAAUGAAAUGGUAGAUCAAGAAAUUUUAUCUUUGGAAUCUGAUCAAGAUAUAAAAAAUAAAAAAUUUUGCACUCUAGCAAAAACGUUGCUCGUACCUAUCCAAGAGGGAUACAGAUACUAUUGGAAAAUUCAAAAUUUGUACCUUAAUAUACAAGACAGUUAA